AGAGUUCUGCAUCUGUAAGUGCUACAACUAUCUUCAUUCCCUGGUUUAUAGGUUAAAACUUCCUUAAUGCUUUGAAAUCAGUAAUUGAUUAUUGUGUUAUUUUGCUUUGUAGUGUAGCAGUGAGUGAUGUUGGAUACUUGCAGUUUCUAGAAUACCUGAGGUUUCUCACUAUAGAAGAAUGAGGUUUAUAAGAUGACUGAAUGAAUCAAUACCCUGAAUGAUUCCUAACACCACUCCUGAGGACCUCUGUAACAGGUUAUGGUGGAAUGUAGCCCAUAAAGAGUUGAGGGUGGAAUUUUAAUAUGGCCGAGGCAAAAGCCACAUCUCCAAGUCCAGGUCGCCUACCAGACCUCCUUAUUGAGGAUGACAGCUCAUCUGGAGGCUCGUAUGGGUUCAAGUCUCUGGAGCGGUCCAAGUCAGAGGCAGCUCUGCUGACAGGAAAGCGGCACGGCCAGACGAGCUCCGUCAGCUCCCAGGACAGCACGGAGAACGUCGACAUCCACUCCAUUUCUGAAUGCUCCAGGGUUUACUUUGACCUCUCGAAGGAGGAAACAUUUGAGGACCACACCGGCAAGAACUUAUUUUUUGCCCCUACAAGGUCAAACUCAGGACGUUUUUUAGAGACUAUACGACAGAAUGAGGAGCUGAGGGUGAAUGAUUUGACCUUGAAUUACCGGGAUCAUCGAUCAAUAUCAGUUGGCAGCAUGUCCAGUAUGGACAGUAUGGAUGGACGUGUGUUCAAGGGUGAGCUGGAGUCUGACUCCCGUGGCAAUGUGGAUACUUUAACCUACCAGUCUAGCUUUGACACCCUGUCUACCACACUCAAAGAUAAAAUUGCUAAACUGUCUGCAACUGCAGUAGAUUCAGAGUUGAUAGAAAUUUUCAAUGAAAUCAAUAUCUUAAUUGAACAGGCUUGGGCAAUGCCAGCCAUUGGAAGAGAUCUUGCUUACGGGUUAAGUGCAAUUAUUCAUCAAGAGAAAGCUUUAGAUUUUAUAUUGAAAACUAGUGCGACCGGGUCAAAGGCUCUAUUGAUUGCUAGUGUGAGGGUGUUAGAGCAGGUUUUAACCACAGAGAAUCGUGAAUAUGUCGCAGCCAAUGGACUUGACAUGCUGGUAUCAGUGUGUCUCAAGUACAAGGAAGAUCGUGACCUCUCACAGAUGACAACAGGCAUCUUGGAGAGCAUGUUCAAGACAUCAGAAGACACGUGCCACCGCCUCAUAGACCUGGGUGGGCUGGAGGUGAUCUUAUUCUGGUGUCGUGGCCAGGACCGCCUCACCCUCCGACACUGUGCCAUCGCCCUUGCAAACCUUGCCAUCUAUGGGGGGACAGAAAACCACGCACAGAUGAUCAGACUCAAAGUCCCUGAGUGGUUGUUUCCAUUAGCUUUCAAUAGAGAUGACAUUGUUAGAUACUAUGCCUGCUUAGCAAUAUCAGUCCUUGUUCACCUAGCGAACACCUAUGACAAAAAGAUAGAGACGGAGGUGCUAAAUUCUGGCACUCUGGAGUUGGUCCUGCCGUUCAUCAGCAGCCACACGCCAGCAGAGUUUGCCCACAUGGACCUGUGGCACCGGCAUGGGCGCUCUCGGGACUGGCUGCGGCGGUUGGUCCCCGUCCUCACCAGCAAACGAACAGAACCACAGGCCCUUGCCUCUUUCCACUUUGCCAUGGAGGCUGGCAUCAAGGUGGAGCAGGGCAGGGAAAAGGUGUUUACGGAAAUAGGAGCAGUAGAGCCCCUGAAGAAGGUUGCCAGCACAAGCCCAAACCCAACCGCCUCUCGUCUCGCAGCCAGCGCUCUACAAAUACUUGGGGAAAGCAUUCCACACAAGCUCUCUCAGAAUGUACCACUCUGGUCCAACGAGGAUGUCAUAUUUUGGCUUACACAGAUUGGGUUCAAUGACUACAUUCCACAGUUCAGCAAGUGUCUGGUGGACGGUGACCUUCUGUUGAAGAUGUCUGACCUUGAUCUGGCAGAGAGUAUCUGCAUUAACUCCUCCCUGAUCAGGAAAAGGUUUCUAAGGGAACUACAUGAGCUGAAGACACAGUCAGAGUACUCGUCAUGUGACCCCACAAAGCUUUCUGAUUGGCUGAAGGAGUUGUCAGGUGACCUGGGCCAGUACACAUAUCAGCUGCUGCAGAGCGGGGUUGACCGAACAUAUUUGCCACAGAUCUCAGAGGACCAGCUUCGUGACGACUGUGCCAUCCAUAACGGCAUCCACCGUGCCAAGAUACUCCAGAAGAUCAGGGAGCAAGUUAUGCACCCGCUGUGUUCCAAGUCGAGUGUCGAUCUCACUGAUGCCCCGGACACAUACACCAGUGACAAAACCAUUGAUGCUUUUAUCAGCUACCGCAGAACCAACGGCGCUCAGCUUGCUAGCCUGUUGAAAGUGCACCUCCAGCUGCGUGGUUUCUCCGUGUUCCUCGACAUCGAGCGACUGAAUGCCGGCAAAUUUGACGAAGGUCUGCUCACGAGCAUUGGCCACUCAAAGAACUUUAUUCUGGUGCUGACGGCAGAUGCCCUGGAGCGCUGUAUCGGAGACACCCAGCGAAAAGACUGGGUCCACAGGGAGAUAGCUGCUGCCAUGGAGAGCAAGUGUAACAUCAUCCCUGUGACAGACAACUUUAUGUGGCCAACCCCUGACUCCCUCCCGGAGGAUAUACGACAGAUCUGCUACUUCAAUGGCAUCAAGUGGAUCCACGACUACCAGGAGGCAUGUGUGGAGAAGCUAGAACGAUUCCUCACAGGCGAGAAACACCCCUCGCUCCACGGGCUGGGCUCCUCCUUCGAGGACAGCUCCCCACAUGGGCACUCCUCACCCCACGGGCGCUCAUCACCCCACGGGCACCACGACUCAACAACACGGACCAAGCGAGGCCAUAUGCAGGGGCUCGGCACCUCGUUCGAGGACUGCCUCUGAGAACUGUGAUCCAUGGACAGUGUGUGGAAUGCCAUUAUUGUCAUCAUUGUGAUAUAGAUAGAUGUACACGAUUGUAACGAACAUAAUGUUGUAGUACAUGUGAAUUCAAGUACAUUGCUUUCAAGGUACAUGUUUCUUGAGAGAAACAUUACUUUGUACAGAAUAUUGGCAAAAAGUGUUUUUGGUUAAGUGUAUUUAUCUUGUGUUGUGAUGGUACAGGCUUAGCUGAUACCAUUGUCACUUGAGAAGUUUAGGGUCCAUUUCCUUGCGCGUUUAGUUGUGUUAAAGCUUUAUGCAUGCAUAUGUGACUAUGAAUGUUAAAGAUUGAUACCCCAAAUGUUAUGUGGGUGUCAACUGUAGCAUGCACUGUUUCCGUAGUGAUUUAUUGAGAAUGUGUUCAUGUUUUGCCAAAACAGUUGAUUAAUACUGUACUUUAGCUUUCUAUGUUUAUUAGCAAGAAAAACUUGAUAUUGCUGUGGGAGCUUGGUUAGUAUCUAUAUAAUAGAACAGGGAAGAACAAUGUUAGAAUUAAUAAAAAAAAAAUUCAUAUAACAUAAUAGUAAAACAAAAUUUAAAAAAAUAAUCAUCAAGCUAUUUCAACUAUCACAUUUUAUAAUAACAAUUUGCAAAUUCAUAUGGAUAAUGUCAGAGCUUUAAAUAACUGCACAUUCAGUAUUGUGAUGUCUGAUGUUAAAAUUUUCUUACUGUUCCACCGCUUGAACGGUGGAAGUUAGAACAUGGAGCUAAUGGAAAUACAACACAACAGAUUUUUAUGCCCCUUUUUAAAAAACAAGUAGCAAAGGUUGGUAUGUAGACCAAGUUUUGUCUGCAUAAUAACUCGAGAACUUCAGUGGUAAGUUGUCCUUGAUCAGUAGAUGACAUCUAUUGUUUUUAAGGUCAGAAGUCUGAGAUAACCAUGUUGCAUAUUAAAGUUCAAAAAAUUAUAUUCACUUUCUUGAAAACUUUGUGCAGUCAUUAAUAAUUUAAUGCAUUUCUUCCUAAAAUACCUUUAUUCAAUCUUUUAUAUGUUUCUGACAAAGUGGCGCUUAGAUUGCAUAAUGUUUAAGAAAUAGCUUGUGUUUGAUAAAUGUAGUAGUUUGGAUUUGUGGAAAAUAAAUUAUCUAAGCAGCUUAAAGUUACCAAUUCUACACAAAAUGGGGGUCCUUUAAAAAGUUAUAUGUUAUACAGUAACUGAAUAACAUACUAACCACUAAAGAUACACAAAAUUGUUUUUUGUAUCGCAAUAUAUACCUCUUGUACAAUAAGGGCGUUUUUGUUGGUAUUAAACUACAUGUAGUUUCGAUUUUAUAUUGGUUUCACGAACUGUGUAUUUGUUGUGACAGUUUCAAAUAAAAUAAAGACCAGUUUAA
Mya arenaria is the source of this 4285-nucleotide messenger RNA. RefSeq names its product NAD(+) hydrolase SARM1-like. Gene Ontology annotation, biological process: signal transduction; response to axon injury; negative regulation of MyD88-independent toll-like receptor signaling pathway. Lineage: Eukaryota; Metazoa; Mollusca; Bivalvia; Myida; Myidae. Bases 303 to 2915 code for a protein of 870 amino acids. The record is from RefSeq and is a predicted model, not a curated record. Gene Ontology annotation, cellular component: dendrite. Gene Ontology annotation, molecular function: signaling adaptor activity; NAD+ nucleosidase activity; protein binding. The transcript is spliced from 10 exons.